GCAGGUAUUAUUCAUUUUCUAAGUAAAGUACAUUCAUAUUAUUUUUUAAAUGAAACUAGUGUAGAUUGGUGUAGCGUAUUGCGAAUAUUGUGUACCUAUAAUCAACAAAGAGUCUACAAAAUGAAAAUAAAUCGAUUGUUAACAACGUCGGUAAGCAUUUUUGAGUAAUUUUUUUUUUUUUUAAUAUAUGUUAAAAUUACGAAUGAAAUUAUAUUUUAAAUUCUGAAUGGAGUGAAGAAGCUUAUGGCUUUACAAAGAUGUUUAUUUUUUUUAUUAUAAUUAUAAUAAUUUUUUUUUUUUUCUAUCAGUAAACAACUUUUUUUACAAACAAUUUUGAUCUAACUUUUAAUGGUAGCAAUAUUUCUAAAAGUAAAUUUUACUAGGGACAUACUCUAAAGAGGUCAUUUUUUCGAUUUUUUCAUCAGUUUUCCAAACAAAUGCGAAAAACCGAGAUAAACAUGGGAAAACCGGGUAAAAGAUAGGAAAAAUGGGAAAGUCGGUACCGCAUUAAACAAAUAUUAUUAAAGAAUAUAUAUAGUUGCUAUUCAAUUAUUUUAAUAUAAUAUGCCAAAUAUAUUAUUGACAAAGCAUCACUAUCAACUGAACUCCGCUUAGAAUCGUUUUUUGUAAGCAAUGUUUUAUCGUUGCUUACAGGUAUGCAUUUAAUUACUAUAUGCAUCCUAUCUUUCUAACUUUUUACCUACGCCAGUGGCAGCGUCCGUCCCCAUCUUACCUUUUUUUAAAAAAUAAUUAAGUUUACGCGAAACGUCGCAUUUUCUAACUGCAAUGCAGCCACUGUUGUAGGUGAGAAGUUGAAAAGGUAGGAUAUUGAUAGAAAUUUAAUAUAAAUCUGUAAGCAAGGAUAAACCAUUGCUAACGAAAAAACGAUUCUGAGCGGAGUUCAGUUGAUAAUGUUGCUUUAUCAACAACACAAUAUAUGGUAUUUAUCAUAUGAUGGUAAAAUGAUUACAACAAUGUGCGUUUAUACGACAACAAUGAUUGUUUAAUUGCGGGUUGAAUUUUUACCCCAAAAAACCUAUUAUUACUACAUUUCUUUAGUUAUACCUAGUCAUUAUUUGGGCAAUCUUUUCGAGAGUCGUGACCGAUAUAAAUACCAUAACAAUUUACCACGAAUCUCAGAUGUUCACUGGUGAUGUUGGCAAAACUAAAUUUUCAACCCCCUCACAUGCCAUUAAGUUCUGCGCAUGCUUAUGCUGUAAUUGAAGAAUGUCAGAUUUGUCAAUAGUGUGUAUCAAGUCUGAAAUAUUUAAAGAUAUAAAGGAAAAAGAACUUGAUCAUAAAUUUGCUAGAUCAAAUAAAAUCAAUGGAAGAAACGUUUUUUUUUUUUAAUAAGACUUUUAUAAACAUUAUAAGUUUCUUUUUUACAUUACAUUGUAUUCAUUUACCUAUAGGCCAUAAAUAUCAAAAUAUAUAUGUGUGUGUGUAUACAAUUUAUAUUGCGUAUUGUUUAAUGUUCAAAAACAGUUGAAUUAUAAAAUAAUAUAAUAAUGUUUUAAAUUUGUAGUUUUUUUUAGGGAACGAAAGUAAUCAAAUUUGUAUUAAGUUGUUUCGCAUAGUAGCAUAUAGUAUUACAUGUAAUACUAAAUAUUAUAUUUUUUAUAUUUUGUAUAUGCUCUAGGGUGGAUCUAAACUUUAAUCCAGCCCUGUUCGUGAGAAACCCUGUUUACGGGAUGCUCCACGAAAAUAUACUUCUUGAAUAACUUUGGAGAUAAUAUAUAUAAUCAAAUUCUGUUUUUUUUUUUUUUUUAUUAUAACUCAUAAAUAUGAGGAGUACAAAUACUUAUUUUAAAAUCAAUUUUUUUUUUUUUUUAAUAAACUAUUUAAAAAAAUAAGUUUAUUUCAUUAUUAGCGGGAAAUAUUAAAUAGCCAUUCUGUAGAGUUUAUUUUUUGAAAACUUUAACGUAUCACACAUUAUUAUCCCAUGAAAAUUAGGUAACAGCCGUUUUUAAUUCUACUAAUCCGUGUAAAAACCAUUGCUAUCUCAUAAAGCGAUUAGGUUAUAUAGCCACAUAAUGUAUCGUUUUUCGUUAGCAAAGGUUAAUCGUUGCGUAUAGAUAUACAUUAUAUUUCCCCUAUAUCUACCGAACUUCUCACUUACAACAGUGGCCUAUCCAAAUGCAAAGUAUUUCCGUCUUUUUUUAUUAUAUAAUGAUAUCGUUGUAUCUGUAAAGUAUAGAAGUGUUUUGUAAUUUAAAUCAAUAUUAAUGUUCGUAUUUUGUUUAAAAAUAACUCAUCAAAAUUCUAGUACCUACCUAAUAUCGAAUUUAUAGAUUUUUAUAAUCUCCCUUUUCCAAUUAUAAUAAAUAUUAUGUAUAUACUAAAUACAUACUAAAUUAAUUAGGAUUCUUUAGCUAUAAUAUUUUUAAAUUACGUGGAUAAUAAUUUAAGUGUAUAUUAUAAUUAUAUAUUCUUUAAAUGUCUUCUUUUCUUUUGCAAAACUAGGUUAUGAUACUGAUGAUACAAUUAUACCGUGUGGAAGCCCAAAACCAAGAAAAAAAGCUAUGUUCUUCGUCGAUGGAAUACCUAUUCGAAAAUGAUUUUGAUAAAAAAAAAAUUGCAUACAUUUUCAAUGAACAGCAGAGACUUAGUAGGUCCAGGAAAAUUUUUAAGGGAAAACCGCCAAAGCCGUUUUUGGCAGAGACGCUACACGAACAACUUGUCGAUCGUUAUAAAUCUGGAAAAUGCCAACAACAAAUUAAAGAUUUUAAUGUAUUUAAUGAAAUGUAUACAAAACAGAUUCCAUAUGAAAAGGACCUAAAGUGCGAUUGGAUCAGACCUAAAAUACCAAAUACAUUAGAAGGUAUAUGCGAGCGUGGUAUUGGGCAAUAUUUAUUGCAGCACGGAACUCGUGUGUACCACCAUUUUCUCAAAUAUUUAGCACGACAUCCGAAUAGAAAGAACGAAAAAAAGAUUCCAAAAAAAGAUCAAAAACAUUGGAUAAAUUAUAAAAAAUGGAUAGAACGGUUGUCAAAAUGUCCGGUUUUAGGAAAAGGUUUUAUGUUAAUAGGAGAACAAUAUAUCAAUGCGUAUUACUACAGAAAGGGUUGCAAUACUAUUGUACACGUUUAUAAUGCCUUUUAUGAUUUUUUCAUGGAAAAAUAUAAAAAUAUUAAUCCAGGAAAAAAAUAUAAUUAUAUUCGCCAUAGUUGUGAUUUGUUCCAACGGCUAAAUUCCACUCAUCGCUUUAUGAAAAAAUGAGAAAAUUUUUCCGAUAAAUCAAAAGAGAAGUAGAUCUAAAAUUAGAUAAUUCUCAUUUAUAGUUAACCAUUAUCUUUGUCACCUUGACUUUAGAAGGGAGUGAAACAAAAAAUUAGCUUUAAUAUUCGUAUAGUACCCUAUAAUAAUAAUUUAAUAAAUAGAUGAAAUUUUAGUUUUUAUGCAUUUUGGUGUUCCUAUAUAAAAUUUCUGUUAACCCGAUAACGCGAUGUUCCAUUUUAAAGUAUAGGCAGUGGAAAAGUAAUGCACUCAUCGUUUAUACCAUUGUCUUGUGAGGCGAGGUGUUUGAAUUAUACUCCACUGCUCUCCCAUUACCCAAUCGUAUAUGUGGAGUUUGGAAUCUCAUCUAAGAUUUUUGCGGAAAUUAAUAAAUGUCAACUUCAAGUAUAUUUGCUAAAAAUAUUAUAUUUUAUUAAAAUAUAAAUAAUUAAUAAUUUAAAAUUUAGUUAACUUUAUCUGUUGAUUUUUUUUACACGUAUGACUGCCAUAUACAACGUUUAAAACUACAUGUUAAUUGUAUUAUUGUCGGAAGUUAAAUUUAGUGUGUAUUAAAUAUACUUUUUUAUUAUUGAGUUUGAUGAAAUAAAUAA
Molecule: messenger RNA, 3827 nt
Organism: Cinara cedri
Lineage: Eukaryota; Metazoa; Arthropoda; Insecta; Hemiptera; Aphididae
Source: the annotation of a GenBank genome assembly